Molecule: messenger RNA, 2433 nt
Organism: Cladocopium goreaui
Lineage: Eukaryota; Dinophyceae; Suessiales; Symbiodiniaceae
Source: the annotation of a GenBank genome assembly
AUGGCUGGUGCUGCAUGGAAGGGUGAAGUGGUAAGGGUUCAGCAAGACAGCAGUCUACCCAUUACCAGCAGAUGCAACCGCAUUCUGGAGAUCCUGAAGCAGAAUGGCCUAUGCUACAGACAAUGCAUUGAGCCAAAGAUGAUUCUGGUGCAUGUGAAGAACAGAGGUGGGCAACUAGUGUCUGUGUCUGAUGUGCACAGCAAAGGUGCAGUGAUGGCUCAGAUUGGUUUCUCCAUGGCCAAAAUUGGAGAAUCAAUUUGUUUUGAAUUGCCAUCUGCUAUGGCAGACAAAGACCAAGUGAUAGAGACCAACAGGUCUUUGGCCCAGCUGUCCCAGAACCAGCUGUGUGAGCCACUUGGUUGUGAAAGGUUUGCCUCAGUGCCCAGCAGCCACUUGGUGACUUUCCUGAGGGCAGUGCAGGCUGGCUGCAAGACUACAGAGCCUGAGAUCAGCACUGGUGGCUACCUGUCACUGGACUCAAUGUGCCAGAAGAAGGAUGGCUUGAAGGAGAUGGUCAUUACAGGAUGGGAAUGGCAGGUGAUUGACAGCCAGGUUGAGUCCGCUUGCCCUGAACUUCCACAAUUCCUGGCCCAAGCACUGAACUCUGACCAUGCUGUUAAAACAGCAGCCAAUGAGUUGGAAACUGCUUGCAACAUUGCAAGCAUCUAUGAGUUGCAGGCCACCACCUCCAAGAACCUCAAGAAGGCCCAGGAAGCAGCUAUGGCUUCUAGACCAGCCUGUGCCAACUACAUUGCUGCCAUCACUGCCUUUGUGAAGCAGUUCACUGGUGGUGAUGCGUUUCCUUUGCUGAAGCUACUCCAGCCCAUUGGCAAACAAUAUGGUAGUUCUACAGUUUGGGGCCAGGAAUUUACUGAAUUGCUGGCCUACACUGACCUCAAGUGCCCAACUACCACCUACCCUUGGAUUCGGUUGGCAAUGGCAGCCUGCCACAUGUGUGCUCCCAAGCAAUACAUUAGAGAUGGCAUCUCCAGGCUGCUGACCUCUGCAGAUUUUUCCAAGCUGAAGCAGAAAGGAAUGGCUGUGCAAUUGGCAGCUGCUGAGAAGCUUCUGAAUGAAGCUUGGCCUUUGUGUGGUCAAAGUUCACUUACCUUGGACCAGCAAGCUCAGCCCAUGGGCCGCUACUUGACCAGGUUGGCUUUGUUCCUGGUUGGCAAAGGUUCUAAAGGGCCUGAAGGAAAGAAUUACAAGCAGUUUGAAGACAUCACAGAGCUCUUCACUCAAGAGCUGAUGAACAUGAAGGCCCAUGGCUCCAUGGACUUGGCAGAGCAGUUGCCAUCCAGCAGUGCCAGUGUAGACAAAGCAGUGCAGCCAACUGCUUUGGAGGCUAAUUCAGACCCUGCCCUAAUUGCAUUGGCGCAUUUCAAGAAUUUGGAAGUGGGAAAACACUACACCUUUGCCACAGAUCCUCUGAAGGUAUACAAAUUCGAAAGCAUUAGUGCCACCACAGCUGUGCUUCUACACAAGCCAUUUUUUGGUGCCCUUGAAAGAUUAGAAGUGGAACGCAAGGACUUGGAAGGCUUGAGGGCUAGGGAAAAGUCAGUUCUCAGUUUGCAGCCAGCUGCCACCCUGACUGCCUUGCAGCCCAGUGCUUGCUUGAUGGCUGAGUUUGGAAGGGCCAAAGCCCAACAUUGGCUCUACCAGAAGUACCAUGAGCUGGGUGACUUCAAUGUUGUGGUGUCCACUACUUCCCAGCUCUUUGCCAACUCCAAGUUCAACAAAAACGAUUUGGUGUUGCUUCCACUUGGCCAAGUGAUUUUACAGAAAAAGGACAAGAUCAACAAGAGUUCUGUUGUGCUUCAGAUGACUGGCUGGAAAUUUGAAGAAGUUUUGGAGGUGACACAUACCAAGUGCAACUUUGAGAAGAAGAGUGGCCACUGGUGUCCAUUCUAUUGGUGCAAAGAGGCCAAAGAUGACAAGGGCAAAGAUGAUGCUACCUGUGAGAAAGCCACCUUGACCAGAGCGACUGUGAAGCACCAUGAGCUGACCAUUCCUUGCCUGAAGAGCAAGGUGGCCCUGCAGAUUGGCAACCUUGUGUCUGUUGGUCCUGGUGGAAGGAAGCUUCUGAAGAUACAGGGCAGCCAUCCCCUGGUGUGCAGAUUGGUGGCAGCAGACAACCUGGAAGCUUUGAAGACCUGCAAGAACCCUAGCCUUUGCCAGGGAGAUGCUUUUGAUUCUUUGAGGAAGAAGCAAGAAGAGGCUUUGCACAAAGCCUUGUCUGAGGCAAAGGAGGAGGAAGAGAAGGAGAAGGACUUGCUCAAGGUUGAGAAGCCUCCCAAAAAGAAGCUCAAGCUUUCCAGUGGCCCUGACUUUUUGACCUUGAACUUAGAUGGCAAUGGCAUUGAGGUCCUCAAGCCCGGCACUUGGAAGGACAAAGAUGUUUCUGUUCUGCUGGAUGCUGGCUGUCACUUUUGA